CAUUGUUUUAAUCUUUUAUUUCGUAGAUUAGAUUUUCGCAACUGCAAUAUAAACCACACUGAAUUUGAGAGUCUCCCAGAGAAGCGAGUUCCGGAUGUACUCUUGGUGAAACGUAUAAUUGACCGUCGGGGGAUAGGAUCCACUAAUCCUGAAAACUCUUCUACGGCAGAUCCUUGCUGGCGUCUUCGUCGUCUCCGCCAUAUCUCGACUUCUGAAAACCCUUCAGAUAGGGUCCUUCAAGUUGGGGCUGCUGGAACCGAGGGAUCUGCCGGUGCGAAGUCGGACCUCGUUAUGUUCGAAGAAAAGGCCGAAACUCUGGCCGACUUUAUGCAGGACCUUCAGGAAGAUGAGGAGCUGGCCAGACAGAUCGAAGUAGAGCCUAGUGAUGGUUCAGGUAGCCUUUUGAAACGUUAUAUCACUGUUGUUAAAAUUUAA
Protopolystoma xenopodis is the source of this 435-nucleotide messenger RNA. The record is from the annotation of a GenBank genome assembly. Lineage: Eukaryota; Metazoa; Platyhelminthes; Monogenea; Polystomatidea; Polystomatidae.